AUGAAUUGUAAAAAAUAGCAGGUUGAAGAUUUGUAUGGGCUUUUGGCUUAAUCUAAAGCUAUUGAUGAAGUGGACUUCCUUAUCCUCAUUAAAAUGUUGGAGAGAGAGAAAACCCAAGACUGCCUAAAUUUUUUCUCACAAUAUCAAAAUAUAUAGCAAAUAGAAAAAGAAAGAUAAGAGGUAACAAUUUAAUCGAUACUUGAUAAAGAGUAGAUACUCAAUUUUGGAAAGAAUAAUGUUAAAAGAAUAUUUGAAGUUCUCAAAAAAAUUGAGGAUCAUGAUUUUAAUAGAUAUAAUUACUCUGGAGAAGAAUAUAAAGAAAUUAAAUAAGAUCUGAUCGCAAAAAUAUCUUAGGAUAAGAAGAUCAUAGAAUUAUUAAAAUUUUUAGUUAAUCUGACUGCUUUAGAUGAGAGAUUUAUAUAGUGUGGAUCAAAUUCUCUUCAUUUAUUAGUGUAAAUAAAGGUUGAUUUGAAGGGAUACUCUUUUGAAAAUAUUAGAAUAAGAAAUACUUCUUUACUAGGAGCAAAUUUGAUGAGAUGUGACUUAAGUGGAUCUGAAUUUGAAAAUGUCAUUGUUAGUGGAAUGAAUUUGAAUGAAGCUAAAUUAUUUAAUUGUAAAUGGAUGAAUCUAAGAAUAGAAGAGUUACGCAUCUUAGAUGGCCAUCAUAGUACUGUAAACUAAGUUUACUUUUCUUUUAAUGGCUAGUAAUUAAUAUCUUGCAGUGACGAUAAAUCCAUUCGUUUUUGGGAUGUGAAAACAGGGAAAAUAAAAUGUGUAAUAAAAGGAAAUAGGGAGGUAAAUUCUGUAUGCUUCUCUCCUAAGAAUACAAUUUCAGCAUCUUGCAGUGGUGAAUUUGUGUAUUUAUGGAAUCUUAACACAGGAAAAUAAGUAUUAAAAUUUAUUGGUCACACUGAUUGCAUUCGAUCAAUCUGUUUCUCUCCUUAUGGCACUACAUUAGCAUCAGGUAGUGAUGAUAAGUCUAUCCAUUUAUGGGAUAUCAAGACAGGAUAAAAAAAGGCCAAAUUAGCUGGUCAUUCUAGCACUGUUACAUCAGUUUGUUUCUCUCCUGAUGGUACUAAAUUAGCAUCUGGGAGUGGAGAUAAAUCUGUUCGUUUAUGGGAUAUUAAGACAGGAAAAUAAAAAGCCAAAUUUGUUCGUCAUUCGAUAGGAAUUUCAUCAGUUUGUUUCGCUCCUGAUGGUCGUACAAUAGCAUCAGGUAGUGGAGAUAAAUCUAUCCUUUUAUGGGAUAUUGAGACCGGGUAUUAAAAUGGCAAAUUAGAUGGCCAUUCUAGCACAGUUACAUCGGUCUAUUUCUCUCCUGAUGGUACUACAUUAGCAUCAGGUAGUGGAGAUAACUCUAUCCGUUUGUGGGAUAUCAAGACAGGAUAGUAAAAAGCCAAAUUAGAUGGUCAUUCUGGCAUAGUUAAAUCAGUCUGUUUUUCUUCAAAUGUGGAGAUAAUUCUAUUCGGUUAUGGGAUUUUAAGACAGGAUAAUAAAAAGUCAAAUUAGAUGGUCAUUCAUAUUGGGUUUCAUCAGUCUGUUUCUCUCCUGAUGGUUCUACAUUGGCAUCUGGUAGUGGAGAUAAGUCUAUCUGUUUAUGGGAUGUUAAGACAGGAUAAUAAUAUGCCAAAUUAGAUGGUCAUUAAAAUUAUGUUUAUUCAGUCUGUUUCUCUCCUGACGGUACUACAUUAGCAUCUGGUA
Paramecium tetraurelia is the source of this 1701-nucleotide messenger RNA. RefSeq lists its product as uncharacterized. Gene Ontology annotation, molecular function: protein binding. The transcript is spliced from 2 exons. The annotation marks the transcript as partial. The record is from RefSeq and is a predicted model, not a curated record. NCBI's taxonomy places the organism in Eukaryota, Ciliophora, Oligohymenophorea, Peniculida, Parameciidae.